Odocoileus virginianus texanus is the source of this 3382-nucleotide messenger RNA. The record is from RefSeq and is a predicted model, not a curated record. NCBI's taxonomy places the organism in Eukaryota, Metazoa, Chordata, Mammalia, Artiodactyla, Cervidae.
CGCCCACCUAUCAGAACUUCCAAGAAGUGCGCGUCUCUGUCCGAGUUCCUAGUUCGCAGUGCGAAGCGGAAGGAUCACAUUGUUCCUCCUGGUAAACCGUAACCGAUUCUCUUCUGGUCCAUCAUGUUCCCCAAAUCUGAUGUGUUGAGUCAAGAUGAUCUGCGCAAAAAGCUGUACCAGACGUUUAAGGAUCGGGGUGUACUGGACACACUCAAGACACAACUCAGAAACCAGCUGAUUCACGAACUGAUGCAGCCUGUUCUAAAUGGUAAAGUGCAGUCCCCAUCCAUCUCAGUGGAAGAGAGCGCCCUCAUAAUAGGAGCUUCCAACUCUCUAGUGGCCGAUCACUUACAGAGAUGUGGCUAUGAGUAUUCGCUUUCUGUCUUCUUUCCGGAAAGUGGUUUGGCAAAAGAAAAGGUAUUUACUAUGCAGAAUCUAUUGCAUCUUUUUAAAAUCAGUCCUGAAUCCAGUCUCUACAAGUCACUGAUUUCAGGAUUUGAUAAAGAAAACCAAAAAGCUGCUGUGAGUGCCAGGCCACGGCCUAGACUUGAUGGACUUGGUACUAUGAACUUCAGAAAGACGUCUGGUCAACGUAUACCAGCUUCACCCAGCCUCCUAAUAAAAUCCCUGAAAGUAAGAAAAACUGUUGUUGCAGACACGUCAGGAUUUCUUAUGCAAUUUCUGAAAGAACUGGCAGAAUAUCAUCAGAAUAAAGAAAGUUGCAAUAUGGAAACCCAGACAAGUUCAACAUUUCCCGUCAAAGACUCUCUUGCGGAGAAGCUUCAGCUUAUUGACAAUGAGUUUGCCGGUGCUUGCCCUCAGCAGCCAAAGUUAGAAUCCUUAGAAGUCAAGUUAAACGAAUAUAAGAGGGAAAUAGAACAGCAGCUACGGGCAGAAAUGAGUCAGAAGUUGAAAUACUUUAAAGAUACUGAAAUAGUGAAAGUUAAAAUGGAGGAGAAAAGGAAGUGUGAGGAGGAGUUUGCUGAGUUGCGGAAUGAAUUUGAGAGAAAUUGUCAAGCAAAAUCUGAAGCCCUGAUGUCUCAGGAAAAGAUAACCCUUGAGAGAAUUCAAAAGCACCAGGAGAAUGAAACAAAAGAAAUCUAUGCUCAAAGGCAGCUUCUACUAAAAGACAUAGAUUUGCUGAGAGGCAGAGAAGCCGAGCUGAAGCAAAGAAUUGAAGCCUUUGAAUUGGCCCAGAGGCUGCAAGAAGAAAAAAAUAAAAGCAUGACUGAUGGACUGAGGAGACGGGAGUUGAAUAUAAAGAGCAUUGAGGAGACCUAUGACCGAAAGCUCAAGAACGAACUUCUAAAGUAUCAACUUGAACUGAAGGAUGACUACAUCACUAGAACCAGGAGACUGAUCGAAGAUGAAAGGAGAAAUAAAGAGAAAGCUAUACAUUUGCAAGAGGAACUUUCAGCUCUUAGUUGUAAAAAGGAAGAACUUGAUCGUUCUAGAAACCGUGUGAAAGAACUCGAGCUUGAGUUGGAGUCUGUCAGAGCGCAGUGUUUGGCAUUAACAGAGCAAAACCACAUGCUAAGCGAGAAGGUUAAAGAGACGAGUGAUUAUUCUCUACUGAAAGAAGGAAAACUGGAGCUUCAGGCACAAAAUAAACUACUUAAACAACAAAUGGAAGACAUGAAAAGUGAAAACAUGCAUAUCCUAAACCGCAUAGCUCAGCCAUCUCCCGAACUGCUGAUUUUUCAGAAAGAAUUAAAGAAAGCAGAAAAUUCUAUUGCGUUUGUGCAGAAGGAGUUUGAAAUUCACAAGCAAGCUCUACAAAAACAGCUUGAAAGCGAAAUUGAGCACUCCACCCAGCUGAAGGCCCAGGUAUUAGAAUAUGAUGCUUCUAUCAAGAGGUUAACUACACAGGUUUCAAUUUUAAAAUCACAACUAAAACAAACUCAGACAGCACUAGAGAACGAAGUGUACCGCAACCCAAAGCACUGUCUGCUGAAUCGCUCCAUCAGCGGGUUAAUGAGCACCAGGGUGGUGCCUCGUGAUGGCGACAUCAGUGGGGAUUCCUUGAAAAAUCCUCUGAGACAAGAGGAGGUGACAGCAGGCCCAGUUGCACCGCGGAUCCCCAAAUACCCAAAUGCCAGCGCAGAGGGCAGUUCCCCUGAUUCCGACCUCGAGUUUGUAGCCAGGACCAAGGUAAGGGUGAGAGAGCUGGAGCAGGAGGCAGAGCGCCUGGAAAAAGCUUUCCAGAGCUACCAUCAAAGGGUCCGUCAGUACCCUGCCAAGAGCUGCUUGGCAGCCAGGAGCCCACCCCCACUGCAUCUGCUGGGGACUCUUAAGAACAUCACUGCAGCUGUUCCCGAGAGGUGUGUGUUUGUGGAUGCCAGAGUCACCUCUCAGCAGCCUCCAGUGAGCACGCGCGGAGGGGACGAGAGCCAGGUAUCCGAGGUGCCCAGCAGCAUGGCCUCAAGGUCACACGAGAGCAUAGCCUCCAGACGGCUCUCCUCCACGCCACUCCCCAAAUCGAGAAGCCGUGAUAGUGAAAUGUACCUAGAAGGUCUGGGCCAGUCCACUGUGACUGCCGCCUGUCCCGACAGAAAGCCACAGCCUUCGCCUGCCGAGUCCCGGCACAACCUCUCUGUGCACUCACUGUCCAGCCCUCUGGAGCAGAAGGCCAGUCUUUAUCAAAGACCUACAGAACUUCAAGACAAAAGUGAAUUUUCAAAUCCGGACAAGCUUGUUUUUAAGGAUAAUGAGGAAUUUGAACCAUCUUUUGAAUAUGGACGGAGUGUGCCAAGGCAGUUCGAGAGAGAUGGCCUCCAUCAUGCUGGCAACAUGCCUCAUGUGGGCGGCGCUACAGCCCCUGUGCCCACCAGGCCCAUCUCGUUUCAGUACUCGGGUGUCAACCAGAAAUCGCUUGGAGAACAGAAGGAAGAAGAAAAACUCCAAGAACAGCAGGCAAGGGGACGAAGGCAGGAAGAAGAGCAGAGGCAGAGCGAGUGGCGGGAAACUCUGCAGAGGGAGCGGCGAAAACUUGAGAAGCUGGAUCAACAAAGGAGGCUAAUUGAAAAAUCAUUGAAGUUGGAUAUUGAAAGAGAAUAUGAAUCAGGUGUUCAGGAAAUGAAAGACAAAUCUAAAUCUGCUUGUGGUGAAAAUCCUCUAGAGAAAUACAUGAAAAUCCUGCAACAGAAUCCAGACCAGGACACCACGGACAAGAGUUCCAAAAAGGUGUUCAGAGAGAGCUCACAAUUGGACACGCUGCCAUCUAGUGACAAAGAUGAAAGUUUUUCAGCCUUUUCCCAUGAGGAACCAGAUGACAUUUGGUAGCCGUGUUUGCUGCCCAGCUUCUUACUCCGAUAUCAUAAUUAACGGCCUGUGAGUUCUCUGUAGUGAGACAAACUGCUCAAUAAAAAUCAUGUGAAAUCCA